Molecule: messenger RNA, 2298 nt
Organism: Rhododendron vialii
Lineage: Eukaryota; Viridiplantae; Streptophyta; Magnoliopsida; Ericales; Ericaceae
Product: anaphase-promoting complex subunit 8
Exons: 4
Coding region: 115-1869 (584 amino acids)
Biological process (GO): cell division
Cellular component (GO): anaphase-promoting complex
Molecular function (GO): protein binding
Source: RefSeq, a predicted model, not a curated record
AGCCUUUUCUCUCUUUUUUUGAAAAAAACUCAGGCGCGGUAGUGACCCCAUGUUCAGAUUUUGAAGAGAGAGAAACCAGAGAGAGUGAGAGAGAGAGAGUAGAGAGAAGCGUCGAUGGGCACAAAAGAGAAUUGCAGGAACGAGCUUCGCACUGCUAUCCGUCAUCUCUCUGACCGUUGCCUCUACUCUGCCUCCAAAUGGGCAGCGGAGCAGCUGGUGGGGAUCGAGCAAGAUCCGGCCAAGUUCACGCCGUCGCACACCCGGUUCCAGCGUGAGAGCUCCAGCAUCCGGCGGCGCUUCCGCACCAACGAGAUGGUCACGUCGACGCCCACCGCCGGCGUGUCCUACGUGUCCAGCUCUCCGGUGCCGGAGGAGGAAGGAGACCACGAUGGCGCCGCCGUGGACUCUGAUUUUUAUCUAAUGGCGAAAGCUUAUUUCGACUGCCGGGAGUACCGAAGGGCUGCUCACGUGCUCCGGGACCAGACCGGGAAGAAAGCCGUGUUCUUGCGCUGUUAUGCCCUAUACUUGGCUGGAGAAAAGCGAAAAGAAGAAGAGACGAUAGAACUUGAGGGACCCUUGGGAAAGAGCGAUGCAGUGAAUCGUGAAUUGGUUUCUCUUGAGAGGGAGUUAUCAACUCUUCGAAAGAACGGUUCGAUUGACCCUUUUGGGCUAUACUUGUAUGGUCUUGUUCUCAAAGAGAAAGGCAGUGAAAAUCUUGCUUGUGCUGUGCUCAUGGAGUCCGUGAAUAGCUACCCUUGGAAUUGGAGUGCUUGGUCUGAAUUGCAGUCCUUGUGCACUACAAUCGAGACAUUGAACAACCUAAAUCUGAAUAACCAUUGGAUGAAAGAUUUCUUUCUUGCCAGUGCUUACCAAGAACUAAGGAUGCACAAUGAAUCCUUAGCAAAGUACGAGAAUCUACAAGGAACUUUUAGUUUCAGCAACUACAUCCAGGCUCAAAUUGCAAAAGCCCAGUACAGUUUGAGGGAAUUUGAACAAGUUGAAGUUAUAUUUGAAGAACUCCUAAGGAAUGACCCUUAUCGGGUUGAAGACAUGGAUAUGUAUUCUAAUGUGCUUUAUGCGAAAGAAUGUUUCUCUGCCCUCAGCUAUCUUGCCCAUAGGGUAUUCUUGACUGACAAAUACAGACCUGAAUCUUGUUGCAUUAUUGGAAACUAUUACAGUCUGAAAGGGCAGCACGAGAAGUCAGUUAUGUAUUUUAGGAGGGCACUAAAAUUAAAUAAAAAUUAUUUAUCAGCUUGGACGCUCAUGGGUCACGAGUAUGUAGAGAUGAAAAACACCCCAGCUGCUGUUGAUGCAUAUCGCCGGGCUGUAGAUAUAAAUCCUUGCGACUAUAGAGCUUGGUACGGACUAGGUCAAGCAUAUGAAAUGAUGGGUAUGCCCUUUUACGCUCUUCAUUAUUUCAGAAAAUCGGUAUUCUUGCAACCAAACGAUUCCCGGUUGUGGAUUGCCAUGGCUCAGUGUUAUGAAACUGAACAGCUUCAUAUGCUUGAGGAGGCGAUAAAGUGUUACAGAAGAGCAGCAAAUUGUAAUGAUAGGGAAGCUAUUGCACUGCACCAGCUAGCAAAGCUGCAUAGUGAGCUUGGGCGUCUGGAAGAGGCAGCGUUUUACUAUAAGAAGGAUUUGGAAAGGAUGGAAGGUGAAGAAAGGGAAGGACCUAACAUGGUUGAAGCUUUGCUCUUCCUUGCCACCUAUUGUAAAGCCCAAAAGAGAUUUGAAGAAGCAGAGGUGUAUUGUACCCGUCUUCUGGAUUAUACUGGCCCAGAGAAGGAAACAGCAAAGAGUUUGCUUCGAGGAAUGAGAAUAGCACAAUCUGGUUUCCCUUCGAUGGACGUUGAGCAUUUUCCGAUCUAAAUUUUGCAUUCCUAGGACCUUAAACAAGUGUUAAAGAGAUCUUCGAAGCAGGUCUAUUUUCCCCAGUUUCUGGCUCAUGAAACUGUUGGAUAGCUUUUACAAGGUAAAAUCACGACAUGAAGCAUACCCUACACCUCUGUGGCAGAGGACACUGGUUAAUUUCCUCGGCAUAAUUUAAAGAAACUUUGUCAUAAGAGGCGCCCCCAUACAAGCCCAUAAUUCCAAUGGUCGAUGUUGUAUUUUAUAGCAUAUUUGCAUGAUAAUUUUAUGCUUUUCCUUUAGCCUUUGGUAGUACUGUAGUAGAACUUGAUUGAUGUUAUUUUCAACUAGAUAGUCUCUGGAAGUAACCUAAUUUGUUGAAGUAAACUUAUUUUGAUGAAGCCGUUUCAGGCUUCUACUGAAUUUGGAAAGGAGUUCUAAGUCUUAUCU